GGAAACCUCCUCUUUCGCCGGAGAAAACACCUCAAAGUUCGAAGAUUGCCCGUAAGAAGCCCAAUCAAUCUACAUCUUCUACCUCCCCCGGAGAUCAGGGUACUGUCGAAAUGGAUUCUCCGUUGAGUGCGAAACCGGGUACACAAGAGAGUAUGAAGCGCUCCCUGGCCCUGUUCACUAGUGAUUUGGCCCCUGGGCCUGGUCAAUCACCUCCACAGUGGUUCGUUGAUUUCUUCAAAGGAUUUGAGGCUCGUCUACAAAACUACAUUGAAAACAUUACUCUGGCCAAAUUCAGCGAGCUCUCUUCCACGCUAGAUCAGCAAAAUGAAAAACUAUCUGCAUGCUCUAUGCAGAUAGAAGACUUAGAAAAGCAGGUCAAGAAGUUGAAGCUGGAUAACACCCAGCUCGUUAACAAGAUAGAUGACUUAGAGAAUAGGGGUCGGAGGAACAAUUUAAUAUUCCAUGGGAUACCAGAGCAAGCUCAUGGUCCAGGCUCACGAGAAGACGUAGCUGUCACUCUACAGAAAGUGCUGCAGGAUUUUGUGGGGCUGUCUGCUUCCGAGUACAAGAUUGAAAGGUGCCACCGUACACCUACAGGACCUCCCAUCCAGCCUCGCGAUCAAGCCGGUGACCAGGAUCUGAAACCUAGGAUCAUUCAUGCGUGCUUCUCAUCAUUCGCAGAUAAAGAGCAAGUCAGAAAAGCAUGCAUUCAGAAGUUCAAAGUCAAAGAUGCCAAGUUUCAUGGAAGGAAAUUAUUUGUCGCCGAAGAUUUCUCCAAAAGGGUAAUGAUGCAGAGGAAGGAAAAGAUGGAUGAAUUAAAAAAACUAAAGGAAAAUGGUCAGUUCAUUUUCCUUUUUUUAGUAUCAUGCCAUGCCAAAGUCUUAUAUCACCUUGUUUGGCACAGCUUUACUAGCAUAGUUGGACUUUUUAUACUUGUUUGUUUAGCAUAGUUGGACUUUUUAUACUUGUUUGUUUAGCAUAGUUGAACUCUUUAUACUUGUAUGUUCAUUUUUAUUAUUUUUUUCAUAUGGUCAUAAGAUUGUUUGUAUUAGUGUAUGCAUAAUCAUACACAUAAAAGGUGCAUUUUUGUAACUUACUUGUGAUUAAAUAUGCAUGCAUAAUGUAUAUGUAUACUUAAAUUUUAAUGCUGAAGCUUGUAAAUUUAUUUUACCCUCUUUUAAACAUCGUUGAAUUUUGGAUGCUUUUUGUUGUAUUGCUGAUUUUUGGAUUUGUGCUGAAUGCAGAGCUGUUACUUAAUUUGAGGCUCUGCAUUUCAUCUUGCACUUUUGCUCCCUUUAAGCUAUUGUAAUGAUAUUUUUUACUUUUUUCUUUUUUUGUUUUUUGUUUAUUCUUGGCAAUGAUUGUUUUUUUCUUUUUUCUCUUUUUGGUGACCAAACUGAUUUUUAUGUAAAUGUGAACUCGUGUAUAAUCUUAUUAGACUUCACUUGUUCUCUGCAUAGUUUUUUUAGUCUAAUUUGCAUGCAUCUAUUCAAUCAAAGUUUAGAACAAAACCUAAUAUGUUGAUCAAACUUAGCUCCUUUAAUUGUCGGGGAAUGCAGGAUUAUACAAAACGAAAGAAAAUUUUCCACUACAUGAGAAACCUUAACAGUGAUAUUAUAUUUUUACAAGAAACACAUUCUAACAAAGAGGAUGAAGUUUUUUUGGAAAUCCCAAUGGGGUGAAUCUGCAUGGUUUACUAGUUUUUCCUCUAAUAGUAGAGGUGUGGCCAUUCUUAUAAGAAAAUCUAUUUCAGUCAAAGUAUUUUCUGUUUUUUACGACCCUGAUGGUAGAUUUUUGAUCUUAAAUUGUAAAUUAAAUGAUGUUCCAGUCACUUUGGUGAAUAUAUAUGCCCCAAAUAAUGAUGAUCCUGAUUUUGUACUAAAAGUUUUUGCAGAAUUAGAUAAAUUUGACAACUCCUCUCUGAUUAUUGGUGGAGAUUUUAAUGCAGUGAUUGGCCCCCUUGACUACCAAGGUACAAGACAAAAACAUUCUAAUACUAGGGCAAGUGAAAUGCUAUCUAUUAUUAUUGAUGAAUAUGAUUUAGUUGAUGUUUGGAGACAUUAUCAUCCAGCAUUGAGACAGUACACAAGACAUCAAAAAACACCCCAGGUUCUAUCAAGGCUUGAUUAUAUUCUAGUUUCUAGUAAUUUUUUGCAAAAUUGUGUUAAAUCCAAAAUUCUUCCAGGAAUUCAGUCAGACCAUUCUGUUGUUUUUAUUCAGUUUACUGAUAAUCAACCAAUCAGAGGAAGAGGCUACUGGAAGCUUAACUGUUCUUACUUACACAAUGAUUCUGACUUUAUUAAUUUGAUAAAGGAUAGUAUCCGGGAUUUUAAACACAUUCAUAACGAUUCAGAAUGCAAUCCAAACACACUAUGGGACUCCCUCAAAUGUACUUUAACAGGUAACUGUAUUGAGUACUG
Messenger RNA from Lytechinus variegatus (green sea urchin), 2420 nucleotides. RefSeq lists its product as uncharacterized. Gene Ontology annotation, molecular function: single-stranded RNA binding. The transcript is spliced from 3 exons. The record is from RefSeq and is a predicted model, not a curated record. Gene Ontology annotation, cellular component: ribonucleoprotein complex. Gene Ontology annotation, biological process: retrotransposition. Bases 111 to 950 code for a protein of 279 amino acids. NCBI's taxonomy places the organism in Eukaryota, Metazoa, Echinodermata, Echinoidea, Temnopleuroida, Toxopneustidae.